AUGAUAGGCGACGAAAACGCCGGAGGGUUCAUGUCACCGGUUCGCAACUCCGACGACGGACGCAGGCGACAGGUGAGGUCUGCACUGGCUCCGAUACUGGGCGAAUCCCAUGCCUGGGAUACCAGCCGGUCCGCAUUUUCACGAAUGGCCUUGCGCUUCUCGUAUCAUUACGUGCGUUUGCACUGGGCAUACAAUGCAGAACGACGACGGUGGCUGGACUGGCUGGCCAAAGCAGCACAGCAAGCCAAACGCACUCCACAGACUACGCCACUGCAUAGACUCCAUCCUCAUCCAGGGCGAGCAGGCAGAUCGUACGUCAAUAGAGCCCACUUUAAAUACUACAGAGGCUACAAAGAUAAAGAUGAAGUGCUCCUGCCAACAGUUCAUAAUGUGCGAGUUCCCCAAGGUCCAAGACACGACACCUGUUGGGGGCGGCGUACCUAA
Drechmeria coniospora is the source of this 444-nucleotide messenger RNA. RefSeq lists its product as uncharacterized. NCBI's taxonomy places the organism in Eukaryota, Fungi, Ascomycota, Sordariomycetes, Hypocreales, Ophiocordycipitaceae. The transcript has a single exon. Bases 1 to 444 code for a protein of 147 amino acids. The record is from RefSeq and is a predicted model, not a curated record.